GGGUACCCGGGGGGGGUACCCGGGGGUGAUGGCGAUCUAUGUACCCGCCAACGCGCUGGAGGUGCCCGCGGCCUCGGAACACGGUUGGAGCGAUGAUGAGGAGGAGCGGGAGGAGCGCUACUUCCUGCGGGACCCCGACCAGACCAGCGAUCCGCUGCCGCAGCCCUACAGGAUGUUGGACAAAAUGGUCACCGCCGUCACUGACCGCGCCUGGGACCUGAUCCUCCGGCACCAGGAGCAGCGCGAGGCCGACAGACUCAACGCCCUGAUUCCCCAUUACCUGUCCUCUGAGGAGGUGCAGUUCCCCAGCACCAUAAACUGCCUGACCGACUCGGAGGAUGAGAGGUACAUGUUCGCGGGGCUGGCGGACGGCCUGGGGGCGCUGAGCACGGAGAGCAGCGAGGUCAUCGCUGUCUGGGUGGAGCAAGGAGUGGAGAUCGUUUCACUGCAGGCAAUACAGAGUGGCAGUAUCUACCUACUGGCCACCAACGAUAACAUGGGUGUUGCUCGGCUGUUCAUAUUUUAUAUCAAUAAUUUCUUUUUGGUGAAAGCAAUGAACGCAACUGAUGAUCCGAUCAAAAGGAACAUUUGCAUUAAGUUUCAGUUGUCGACCGGUGGCGAAUUCGCUGGCAUCAGUCUUGAAGAUAAAGAGGAUUGUUAUCUGGAAAUCUAUCGGCUAAUGAAAGAUGCCUGGUUAAUUGACCUGGACCAGAACUCAUCAGCUACCCAGAAACACUUGACAUUGAAAGAGCCUCUUGUGCACCAAAGCGAAGCAUCAGGUCUGGAUGACAUCAAGUUGACGCCACCGACUUUAAUAAUGAGAGUGAAACGCAAAAAAUUUACAGAAUACUCUUGGAAAAAUCUGACCGAUGCCCAUCAGAAGAUUGGAACCGUCACAGUGGUGGGCACCGGCCUGGGCCACGUGAUCAGCCCUCAGCAGUGGAAAGAAGAAGCAAAGAAAUUUGAAGGAAUAUAUGAAAAUGCUCUCUCCAAAGACACCACAGCAGACAACGAAGAAUUGCCCAGUCGCCCGACAUUCCACUUCCUGAUGCUGGGACACAUUCUGCCCAUGUGGCUGGAUACUAAAUCCUAUGCUGGCACCUUGGGCUUGUGGUGGAGCGGAAGCCACAACAUUUUUGCAUACGCGCUGGUGAAGCCAACAGGAAAAGAGAAGCCAGAGAUGGAGCCCAAGCCUGACAUUGUCUUACCCAACUCACGGCCCAUCUGCUGCUGUGCUGUGAACACUUCUGCCUCGCUGUACAUAGCUGGUCUGAUGGAUGGAAUAGUGACCAUCUGGAAUGCGUUUCUAGGAAUCCCGCUGUCGGUCUUGCCAAUCCAGAUGGGAAGCACAAUCUCCAGCCUGGACUUCCUGGGGGACUCCCGCAACCAUCCUUUCAAUUCGUAUGAUAGAAUUCCGAAAGUCCAGAUCUUAGUGACCUGCAGUAACAGUGAGAUCUACCUGGUGACAGCAGCCGGUUACACAGCAGCCAGCAUCUGCACACUGAGAGAGAGAAGUGAAGAUCCAGAGUCCGCCAUCACUGCGGUGCAGGUGGUGCCGUCCAUGCCUACCUUGAUUUUUCUGACCUUCCGAAAUGGGAGCACUGCCUUGGUGGAUGGGGCACAGGGAACCUUGUGCCAUUUUGUCCUCCCCACCACCCAUACUAUAGGGACGCCGUGGGAACCCACAUUUGCCUUUGACGCAUUGGGUCGUUUGUUAUACAUCAAAGCAGCUAAAAAGAACACCCAGGAGAGAGCCAUUUCAGUGUUUGUCUUCUCGCUGAUGUCCAUCCCACGCCUACAGAUCUACAUCAAGAGACAUAAGCGACCGCCGCUGCUCCCCAAAUUAAUAACCUGGGACAAGCGAGGCGAGCUCUUCUUGCAGGAAAGAAUUAGUUCAUUGAAGAAGAGAAACCAGAGAUUGACCGAGUUCUGGAACCACUUGAAGCACGAGACGACCUAACUUAGCCGGCAUGAGGAGCGAGAGCAGGCAUCUGGCACAGAACACAGACAGCAGCAGCGUGAGGGGAGCAGCAUCUUUUAUUCAUUCCCUGGAGCCCAGACAAUCCUCUUUCCCCCCCCACCACCCAGGGGCAACGUGGCCUGGCAGUACAGCCACAGGCAGCGAGGGGCAGAGAAGUGAGCUCUUUACUGAUAUCUUUAACUGCUUAGAACACGCCAUCAAA
Callorhinchus milii (elephant shark) is the source of this 2183-nucleotide messenger RNA. RefSeq names its product WD repeat domain 93 (gene wdr93). The transcript has 15 exons. Gene Ontology annotation, molecular function: protein binding. Bases 29 to 1960 code for a protein of 643 amino acids. NCBI's taxonomy places the organism in Eukaryota, Metazoa, Chordata, Chondrichthyes, Chimaeriformes, Callorhinchidae. The record is from RefSeq and is a predicted model, not a curated record. Gene Ontology annotation, biological process: electron transport chain.